Candida dubliniensis CD36 is the source of this 351-nucleotide messenger RNA. RefSeq lists its product as uncharacterized. Bases 1 to 351 code for a protein of 116 amino acids. The record is from RefSeq and is a predicted model, not a curated record. Gene Ontology annotation, cellular component: cytoplasm. Gene Ontology annotation, biological process: cellular response to oxidative stress. The transcript has a single exon. NCBI's taxonomy places the organism in Eukaryota, Fungi, Ascomycota, Pichiomycetes, Serinales, Debaryomycetaceae. Gene Ontology annotation, molecular function: glutathione disulfide oxidoreductase activity.
AUGAGCCUGCUUAUUGGAUGGUUAUCGUCGUGGUUCCAAAGUGAACCAGCCACCCCAGAAUUGAAGAAAGAAAUAGAAUCUAACAUUAAUUCACACAAGAUACUUGUUUAUUCCAAAUCCUAUUGUCCUUAUUGCACUUCAACAAAAUCUCUAUUACAAAGUUUAAACCAAGAUUACAAAGUCAUUGAAUUAGAUCAAAUUCCGAAAGGUUCAGCAAUUCAAAAUGGAUUACAAGAGUUAACUGGUCAACGUACCGUUCCUAAUAUUUUUAUUAAUGGGAAACACAUUGGUGGCAAUUCCCAUAUUCAAGCUUUACAUUCCCAAGGCAAAUUAAAACCACUUUUUGGAUAG